GUACACAGGCAACUUUCUUCACGCUUUCUCGCAUGAAAAGUUUCCAUAAAUUGCAUGCAAACUCAGAGGCCGAAAAAAACUCUCCCAGUCCCAGUUUUAGUAUCAGUCUACAACCCAAUCACCUACGGUAAAGUCAGUCAAGCAAUUUCCCAACCACAUUCAAACUCUUCCUAACAUUUUCCUCUUCAAAAUCCCCCAAAUUUACUACCGAAACUCAAAAAUAUAUUCCUCAAUAUAUAUCUCUAGCUCCUCCACCCCUUUCUCUCCUCAAUCUAGAACCCCAACUCUCAAAAAAUCUUGUAAACUUUCUGGAGUUGUUUAUCUUCGCUGUUAAGACGGAGAAUGGAGGGUUUUCGGUGUUUUCUGGACACGGAAUCGCUUCGUAUUCCACAAUCUCCGUUGCCGGAAUGUGUGUCCGGAAGUUCAUCGCAGAACCCCAUUGGAGAAUCCCAUUUUGAUCAAACCCUAGAAGCUGCUUUUUCUCGCCUCAAAGUCUCACCUUUUUGCCGCCAGCCGCAGCUUUCUCGCUUUGACGGCGAUUGCAGUAAUGGGUCUUUGAUAAAAUACCCAAUAAACGAUCAUGGGUUGGGUGGGGAAAAUUUUAUCCCAUUUUGCAACGACGAGCUGCAGAGUCUGAACUUAAAUAGUGGCGGUAAUGGGGUUCUUUCGCAUUUGGGUCUUCAAGAUUGCUGGGUUCAGUCUGAUAUUGAUUGCUCGAAUGGCUUUGUGUCCAAUUUAAAUCAACAUUCUGAUAAUAGCCCACAUUGGUUGCAAGCGUCCCUAAAUGGCUGGUCUGUGGCUGAUUUGCGUGGGAGGGUAGCCUUUCUGGCCACGGACCAAGACGGUUGUCGUUGCUUACAAAGAGCAAUGGAGGCUGUACCAAACAAAGAAUUGAUUGAUUUGAUAUUCUUGGAGGUUCUAGAACAUGUGGCCACUUUGAUGCUUGACCCUCAUGGGAAUUACGUUAUUCAGAAGCUUGUGGAGGUCUGCAGUGAAGAGCAGAGGACCCAAAUGCUUUUAAUGUUGACCAAGAAAAAUGAUUUGCAGCUUAUUUGUAUUUCCCUUGACACUCGCGGGACUCGAUCUGUACAGAAAUUGUUGAAGUAUGUUUCCACCAAAGAGCAAAUCACUCUGAUUAUGAGAGCUCUGAGUCCUGGUGUUGUUGCAUUGAGUAAGAACAGCAAUGGUCAACAUGUGAUCGAGCAUUGCUUAGAGCAUUUCUCUGUUCAAGACAAUGAGCAUCUUCUGCAUGUGGUGGCAAAUAACUGUUGUGAAAUCGCAAAAGAUAAAAGCGGCUGUUGUGUGCUACAGAAGUGUGUUGAACACUCUAAUGGACAAAACAGAGAGCGUCUGGUUGCUGCGAUAACAGUAAAAGCAAUAGUUCUAGCAGUAGAUCGUUAUGGAAACUACGUGCUGCAACAUUUACUGGGGUUGAGGAUGCCACAAAUCACAGAAAAUCUUCUGAGGCAACUUCGAGGCAGUUAUAUGUCUCUCUCUUGCAAUAAGUAUGGCAGCAAUGUUGUGGAGAAGUGCUUGUUAGAUUCAGGGGAAGAAAAGUCUUCACAAAUUAUUUUUGAGUUGCUUACAAAUCGGAACGUUUCAAUGCUUCUUUUACAUCCUUUUGGAAACUAUGUCAUCCAGACAGCACUGUCAGUUUCGAAGGGUCUCUACCAUAAUGCUCUAUUAAAUUUGGUUCAAUUAAACUCCCACGUCAUGCGCGGCAAUUAUUAUGGACAAAAGGUACUUGCUUGGUGCGAUAGGAGCUUGCAACAUAUGUAGAGAUGGACAAAUACAAGUGCUUUUUCUCCCUACUUUUCAAUGUCACUCUUGUAGGGAUGCAAGGAUUCGUUCAUUGGAGCAGCUGGAUAGGAGCUAACUUUAGGUUUGUAAUAUCAAAAUCCUUCAAGGGGAUCAGAAAGGGAUGAUACAAUGUGUGUUUCUAAACCGUAGAGUUCGGUGAUCUUAAUUCCCACUGUUUUGGUUUUUGGGUAUAGGUUUUGUAUAUUGAGAUCCCCCAUUGUUGUACUCAGUGUUAUAUUAGAAAUUGUUUCUGAAUUCAUCUACUCGUGUUAAACUCAGGGGAUUGUUUCUCUUCUUGUUAGUUGUUCUUACAGAUAUAAAGGUUCAGUUUCGGAUGC
Molecule: messenger RNA, 2138 nt
Organism: Prunus avium (sweet cherry)
Lineage: Eukaryota; Viridiplantae; Streptophyta; Magnoliopsida; Rosales; Rosaceae
Product: pumilio homolog 12-like
Biological process (GO): post-transcriptional regulation of gene expression
Cellular component (GO): cytoplasm
Molecular function (GO): mRNA binding
Source: RefSeq, a predicted model, not a curated record